Octodon degus (degu) is the source of this 492-nucleotide messenger RNA. RefSeq names its product NADH:ubiquinone oxidoreductase subunit A8 (gene Ndufa8). The record is from RefSeq and is a predicted model, not a curated record. NCBI's taxonomy places the organism in Eukaryota, Metazoa, Chordata, Mammalia, Rodentia, Octodontidae. Gene Ontology annotation, biological process: mitochondrial electron transport, NADH to ubiquinone.
AUGGUAGGGAUAGUGGAGGUAUCCACUCUGAAAGAGCUAAAAGUGGGUGAGGUUAAAGUUAGCUCGCUGAAAGCUUCCGCCCAUCACUACAGUGCUCAGUGUGACAAGGCCAACAAGGAAUGCAUGCUGUGCCCUUGGGAAGUGAAGGACCUGAGGUAGUGUUUAGAGGAAGGCAAGCUGGUCAGUAAGUGUGCUCUGCCUUUCUUUAGGCAGAUAAAGUGCCACUGUGCAGAACGUUUUACACAGUACCAGGUCUGAAUUGAUUUUACUGCCCAGCAGCUGUGUCAUAACUGUAGCAAAUAGCAAGCAAAGUUUGAUGGGUAUAUGCUGGAUAAACUGGGCUAGGUGUGGCCGGACCUGGGAGAACUGUUAAAGGUCACUAAAGCAAAAACAUAUCAACCAUUGCAGGAGAAUCCCUGUCACUCAUGACCAAGACCUAAGCUCAACCCUGAGAUGAAGCACAUGUUGGGAAAACUGGAACUCUGUUUAUAG